Brachypodium distachyon (stiff brome) is the source of this 1637-nucleotide messenger RNA. RefSeq lists its product as uncharacterized. The coding region runs from base 290 to 1201 and encodes 303 amino acids. NCBI's taxonomy places the organism in Eukaryota, Viridiplantae, Streptophyta, Magnoliopsida, Poales, Poaceae. The record is from RefSeq and is a predicted model, not a curated record. The transcript is spliced from 4 exons.
CAUUAAUAAAAAUCCGUGGGCGUACAAACCACUUUACGCUUUCCGGUUCCGGCGUCCGCCGCCCAACUGCUCCCCAUUCUGCCGCUGCGGCAACAGCCACCGCCCGCCUCCUUCUCUUCCGACAUGGCGAGGCCUUCGCGCCACGCCUUGGGUACGAUCUCCGGCGCGCACCGUCGUGGAUUCCAGAAACGCGCUGUCCUGCGAGCCGGUGUGGUGCUCUUUCUCGCCACCCUCGUUGCGCUGUCCUUGGCCGUGCUGCACCGUGCCGAUCCUGCCGUCUCGCAGUCGCAUGAGGAUUCCUGGGGGUGGGACGCAAUGCACUCAGUCGCCGAGUACGACGAGGAUGGCGCCCAGGGCGAGGAUCUGGUCAGUCCGCCUCAUCCCUCUUCUGUUAGACAGUGAGGAUCUCAAACUUGAUCGAGUCUUGCAGAAGGCCUCAACAAGAGAUAACACAGUUAUAUUGACUACACUUAAUGCUGCAUGGGCUUCUCCUGGCUCGGUGAUAGACCUAUUCAUUGAUAGCUUUCGCUCUGGUGUUAGUACAAGUUCACUCUUGAAUCAUCUAGUCAUCAUAGCAUUUGAUUGGAAUGCAUACAAGCAAUGUCUUAAGAUCCACCACUAUUGCUUUGUUCUGGCAACCAAGGGUGUGGAUUUUUCUGAAGAGAAGAGGUUCUUGACUUCUGGGUAUCUGGAGAUGAUGUGGAAAAGGCUUGAUUUCUUGCGGACGGUUCUUGAAAAAGGUUACAGCUUCAUAUUCUCGAUUGCUUGCGACCACUAUGUUGGGAAUGCAACAGACUUGAAAAGCAUUGCUAAUGGUGGCUUCAAUUAUGUGAAAUCAAAUGAUCGGACCAUAGAAUUUUACAGUUUCUGGUAUUCAUCACGAUUGCGAUAUCCUGGCUACCAUGACCAGGAUGUAUUCAAUGCUAUCAAGCACGAUCCUUAUGUUACAGACAUUGGGCUGAAAAUUAAGUUUUUAAGUACUGCAUACUUUGGUGGAUUCUGUGAACCGAGCAGAGAUUUAAACAAGGUUUGCACUAUGCAUGCUAACUGUUGCAUCGGUUUGCGGAGCAAGAUUUAUGAUCUAAGGAUUAUGCUGGAUGAUUGGAGGAGUUAUUUAUCAUUGCCUCCAAGCUUGAAAAGAUUGAGGCAAUUGGCUUGGAGGGUGCCACAUAAUUGCAGCCUUUCUUCACUGAACAAAUAAGACAUGCUUGCGAACUACAAAAGGAAAUGAGAACAAUGGAGCAGCCUUAGCUGUUGUGCAUAUUUUGACCAGAAAAUUAAUAGGAAGGUGGGUUACCAACUUCAGUUUAUGGUAAGUAUGUUCGUGCUUGCCAUCAUGGCAUGUCAUCAAGCACGUACUUGGUGCAUGGAUUUAAGGAAAAAAUGUGCUACACUGAUGUUAUGCUUCUCACUGAGAACGUUAAGGGUAUUGUCAAAAGAGAAGGUGCAGGUUCUCUGCUGACUCUAGUAUCUUGCAGCUUCCCCCCUUCUGGUUCCAAAUGUUGUACCUGGUGGUUCUUUAGGUCUUUAGGUUUAGUAGGCCUAAGCAAAAUUUGACAAUAUAAUUGCUGACCGCUGUAAUGUGUAGAUUCAAUUACACUUCGUUUAAUGUGCAUGCUUGCCUUUCAAAAUUUUCA